AUGUCCUCAGUUGUGAACUACACUAGCGUAAGGGACAUGUGGAGUUCACUUAUCGGGAAUGAUGUUGUCAAAAAUAGCAUGAGUGUAAAUGCUUUUGAGUCAAUGAGGUCCAUUUUGCAUUUCAAUGACAACACAAACAUGAAGCCCCUUGAUGACCCCGAUCGAGACCGACUUUUCAAAAUAAGACCCAUAGUUGAACAUCUAAAUGAGAAGUUCUCUUCAGUCCCAAUGAGACCUUCUUUGUCUGUGGAUGAGCAGAUAUGUGCCACAAAAACGCACCACUACAUGAGGCAGUACAAUCCUCGCAAACCACAUAAGUGGGGAUAUAAGCUGUAUGUUCUUUGCGAUGACAAAGGUUUCUCCCACCAAUUUGAGAUUUAUUCAGGCCAAACUCAGUCUAGACUUGCCAGUGAGCCAGAUUUGGGAGAGACGGGAAAUAUAGUGGUGAGGCUCUGCAGAAAGGUUCCCAGAAAUGUGAAUUACACAAUAUAUUGUGAUAAUUUUUAUUCUAGCCUUCUCCUGUUUUCUUACUUGAGAACUCAAGGUAUUUUUGCUUUGGGAACUUUUAGGAGGGAUAGGAUCCCCAAUAUUCCAUUUACUGAUAAAAAAGAAGGAAGAAAAGAGUCAAGAGGAACUUCAGUGGAGUUCACUACUAAUGUCAACGACACCAAAUUGUCCAUGGUUUCAUGGAGGGACAAUGAUUCAGUGAUGUUAGGAUCAACUCUGUGUGGUGUAGUCCCAAUGGAAAGUAUCAAGCGAUACGAUCGAAAAGCCAAAAAGUACAUUGAUGUUCCAUGCCCACAAAUUGUCAAGGUAUACAAUAAGCACAUGGGAGGAGUGGACCUCAUGGACUCUCACAUAGGACGACACCAUAUUCGACUUAGGAGUAGAAAGUGGUAUUUCCGAAUGUUCUACCAUAUGGUGGAUAUGGCUGUAGUAAAUGCAUGGAUAUUGCAUUCGACUCUUUCCGAGACUAAGGGAAUGACUCAAAAAGAGUUCAGAACUGAUUUGGGGGUGACACUCUGUAAAAUAGGAUCUGUGAACACCCCUAAGCGAGGAAGACCUUCCAAUGAUUCACCAUCUUGUUUGAAGAAAAGAACGCUUACUGCUAUUUCCCGACCUCCAAAGGAUGUAAUAAGAGACAAAACUAACCACUGGCCUAUUUGGGAUGAGAAGAAAAAUAGAUGUAAGGCAGAGGGAUGCAAAGGAUUCACCUUUAUGAUGUCCCAUGUGGUUCUAAGCAAAAAAAGGAAGAAGAAGAAGAAGAAGAAGAAGGAUGGAAAAGAUGUUGGGGCAGAUGGAUCAGAAAUGAGACAGGAAACACUCGUAGCAACAGAAGAAAACCCACCCGAGAAGAGAAGAGAAGAAAGAGAAACUACGGAGAGAUCCAGCUAA
Homalodisca vitripennis (glassy-winged sharpshooter) is the source of this 1395-nucleotide messenger RNA. RefSeq names its product piggyBac transposable element-derived protein 3-like. Lineage: Eukaryota; Metazoa; Arthropoda; Insecta; Hemiptera; Cicadellidae. The coding region runs from base 1 to 1395 and encodes 464 amino acids. The record is from RefSeq and is a predicted model, not a curated record. The transcript has 2 exons.